Messenger RNA from Lodderomyces parapsilosis, 2949 nucleotides. It is a transcript of the gene IST2, whose product is annotated as Ist2p. NCBI's taxonomy places the organism in Eukaryota, Fungi, Ascomycota, Pichiomycetes, Serinales, Debaryomycetaceae. Gene Ontology annotation, cellular component: cortical endoplasmic reticulum. Gene Ontology annotation, molecular function: chloride channel activity. Gene Ontology annotation, biological process: chloride transmembrane transport. The transcript has a single exon. The record is from RefSeq and is a predicted model, not a curated record. The coding region runs from base 1 to 2949 and encodes 982 amino acids.
AUGCCACAACCAAUUCAGGAAUUGGACCCUGAUUUUUACAUCUCAUACAAUUAUCCAAUUGAUGAGAAAACAAAGAAAGUCAGUUCUCAAUCAGAGAAAGCAUUGUAUACAUUUGUCGAGUAUUUAUACGAUAAAGGAUUUGCUGCAUCAAUUAGACCAGGUGAUCCUACACACUUGUUGAUUUUCAUCAAAUUAUCCCCUUACAAGUUCAUUGAAGAAGCUGAAAAGGAUUUGAUCAAGAAUUAUGAGUUUGGUGUUACUGCAAAAGAUGAUGAGUUUAGUGCAAGAAUUAGAAUCAUCUACCAAUACUUGACAAGUACCAAGAAACUUGGAGGGUGCGGGAUAGUACCUGGACAAGCUCCAUACGAAGAAGUUGUCAAUAUCGUUCCUGUUACUAGUGCGUUUGAUGAGAGCAGAAUUGUUGAAGAUUUGAAAGAUACCUUCACCAGACCUGAAUUAUCUGCCAACCAGAUCAAGAGAACAUAUGGAGUACAAAUUGCUCUCUACUUUGAGUUCUAUAAGUACUACAUUUAUUGGUUAUUUGGGUUAUCAGUAUUGGGAAUUUUCCAGUAUUUCAAAAAGUCGAAAACUUACUCAUUAGGGUACACGUUUCUCAAUUUACUUUGGGGUACUUUCUUUUUGGCAUUUUGGCAUAGAAAGCAGCAAUACUUGGUUAAUUUGUGGGGUGUUCAAAACUCACAUCUCGUUGAAGAGCAUAGUUUGGAGUUGGCAGAGAUUAAUGAACGUUUUGAACCACAAUCAUCAUAUUUACACAAGAAUAAUACCGAGGGUUUUAGAUUUGUCAAACAAUUGUUUUUUAUCCCCAUUGCUUUGGCAUUUGCUGCUGUUUUGAUUAGCUACCAAUUGGGUUGUUUUUUUAUUGAAAUUUUCUUGACUGAUCUUUACGAUGGACCAGGAAAGUCAUACUUGACAUUGUUGCCAACGGUUUUGAUUUCCGUGUUUGUGCCAAUCUUAACCAUCAUUUACAACCUUGUUACAAGUGUUGUCAUCAAGUUGGAAGGACACGACACACAAGUCAGUGAAAAUCAAUCAGUUUUGAUCAAGGCAUACGUUUUAAACUUUUUGACUAGUUAUGCACCAUUACUUAUCACGUCAUUUUUGUACUUGCCCUUUGCCCAUUUAGUUGGUCCUCAUUUGGGUGACAUUCAAACCACCAUUUCCACAUAUGUUGGUGAAAACAGAUUUUAUGCCAAAUAUUUGACAAAAUUGAAAUCUCAAAAGGAGUUUAAGAUUAACCAGGGCAGGUUGAAUGCUCAAUUUUUUUACUUUGUUGUCACUAAUCAAGUCUUGCAAGCAUUUUUAAAGUAUAUUUUGCCAUUAUUGAUUACAAAAGUAGUCAAGUUGUAUCAAACUAAGGUUCAAAAGAAGCCACAAUUGCAAACUUCAGCAGAUGAUCCAUAUGAAGCUCGUUGGUUACAAAAUGUCAGACUCUCAUUGGAUUUACCUGAGUAUGUCGUUGAUGACGACUUUAGAAGUGUCGUUUUGCAAUAUGGUUACUUGAUUUUAUUUGGUCCUGUUUGGCCAUUGGCACCUUUGGUUUCAUUGAUCUUCGCAGUUGUUUUCUUCAAAUUGGACCACUUUAAAUUAUUCAAUGGAAACUACUUUAAACCUCCCAUUCCUAAGAGAGUGGACUCGAUUCACCCUUGGAACUGGGCAUUGUUUUUAUUGACUUGGUUAGGAUCUAUCGUUUCUCCUGUUGUUACCGCCUUCUAUCGUCAUGGUACUGCUCCACCAAAGACUAUGGGUCAAUUUGCAUUGGAUAAUGCUAGUGUUAAUAUUUCUUCCUCGGCCAAGUUGGUUUUGUUGAUGUUGUUUACUGAGCAUGCAUUCUUAUUCUUGAGUUAUAUUUUGUACAAUUUGAGUGAGUUGUUCAAGAGUGGAGUUGAAUGGGAAAAUGACUUUGUUGAUAAUGAUAUAAAAUUGAGACACGACCACUAUUCCAAACACGUCAAACCGACUAUCAAAGUGGUUAAUGUACCAGCAUGGAACGAAUUCACCGUUGACUCCACCUUGGACUUUACACCCCCUAGUGCCGUUGAGCCAGUUGACGAUGUUGCCGCUGAGAAACUCCCAUCAAAAAAGCAAGGAUAUUCUACGUCUACGCAAGCAAGUGAAACAACUGUUCAUUCACGUUCGGAGCAAGCACGCGUAAUUGCUGAAAAGGAAAGACUUUUGAGGGAAAGACAAGCGGAAUUGGCCAGAUUGGAAAAGAGAAAGCCGGAAGACUCAAGUGCUACUAACUCGUCUGCGGAGUAUAAUAGGUUAAAUAAAGACAAGGAUGCAAGUGACUCCAUAAUUGAAGCCAAGUCAGAUCCAAACAGCAAGAAACACUAUAGUACUAUUGAUAACAAUACUCACGUUAGUGAUGGCAACAAUAAGGAGAAGACUGGCACUGAUAAAACCACUCAUACCAAUGAGUUACUUCAAGGCUCAUCCCAACUUCCUCCAGCUCCUAAUGAUAAAUCCGCAACUGUUGAUACAAACAAAUACACCACUCAUUCUGAAAACGCCGCAAAGGCUGGAGAGCGUGCUCCUGGUGGAGCUGGUCUUGCAAGCGCCGCAGCAGCACCUCCUUCGAAGAAAGAGAAGGAGAAGGAGCGUGAGCAGCAAUUUGAUACCAAUCCGGCUCCAGCAAAGGAAAACAAGUCAGGAAUUAAGAAUAGUAACGCUCCUGCCACAGAACAGAGAAAAGCAUUGGCAGCAGGAGACGACAAGUUCAAUGGCAAUUCCGAUACCCAAGUGGAAAAAGAUAAAUCCUCUUCUGGUAAAGGAUCCAAUCUGAAUUCGAAGUCUUCAAAGUCACAAAAUGGAGACAAACUGAGUGGUGCAGAUAAUGAUGAAAGCUCAAGCAAAACCUCGGAAACUGAUUCACAAAAGGAACCUAAACGUAAGAGAUCUGGUUUGAAGAAGUUAUUGAACAAAAUAUAA